AUGAAUUUUGCCGCAGCAGCUUUGACAACACCACGAAGCUCGAGUCCCGUCAUCAAUAGCAGUACCAGCUCCAGUUCCAGCUCAAGCACAAAAUCCUACCACAGCACUGUUCGAUUUUACUCUCUGAACACGCCCUCUGCCACGUCCAGACGAACUCCUCUCGAGACUGAACGUACUGAACAACCUAAACCUAAUCUCCCAGACACCGAGUACUACCGCAAAACAUUCUCCGUCCAACUCUCCCGCGGAACCUGGCUGGCGCACGAGAUUUCCAACGACCAAGUCAUCAACGGGAUUCCCACCGUCGGCUACGUGAACGAAUUCAACCAACCUCUCCCUUCAAUCGUCGGACCUGACAUCCAGCUCACACUAGCGACACUCGACACCAUCUCUUGUAUCGGAGAGACCAACGACGAAGACUCGAUGAUGAAUCUCAGCCAAGUAUUUUAUCUUCGGGGUCCACGAAAGGGCCAGCUGCACGACGCCUAUGCGUGGAUUGCUCUUCGAGAAGACGGCGAGAAUCGAUUUGCCAUGUCCCGUCGAGCGCGGAACCGUCUCGUUCCCAGGUGGAAAGAUCUCGUUCACGGAUGGGAGGAGUUUGAUGAAAGUGUGACGGAUGCGUGCCAUGAGCUCCAGCGAGUUUCGGCGCGGACGAUUGCGGAGACGAUUUAUUGUCUGAAGGAAUUGGGGGCGGAGGAGGAGAUUGAGCUUUUGCGGGGAAAUGUCGAGGAGAUGGUUGAUAGGGAGAAUCUUCGAGGUCAUCCGCGGAAAGAACUGGUUGAGUCGGCUCGGGAGGUGCUGCUUGCGGCGAGUGCUUUUGAGGAUGUUAUUGGGAAGCUUCAACGUGCGGCAGAGAAGAGAAUGUUGUGA
Messenger RNA from Penicillium oxalicum, 870 nucleotides. RefSeq lists its product as uncharacterized. The record is from RefSeq and is a predicted model, not a curated record. The transcript has a single exon. Bases 1 to 870 code for a protein of 289 amino acids. NCBI's taxonomy places the organism in Eukaryota, Fungi, Ascomycota, Eurotiomycetes, Eurotiales, Aspergillaceae.